AAAUAAAUGGAAUAGCAUAUGACUUGGCUUCUUCUACUCCUACUACUGUUGUGAGAAAUUCUCGUUUUAAUUUAUUACGGAAAGAGUUGCAUAGCUUAGAAGCUAAUUAUCUUAUUAUUGAGGCAACGAAAAUACUUUUUUUUACUGAAGAAGCAAAUCAUAUUCAAGCAAGAAAGCAUAUACUUCGUGGAAUUAAUGGUUAUGAUUGUCCCGAGUUCUUUUACCUGGAAAAGGUUCAGGAAAGACUUAACAAAUAUAAUAUUCCCAAGUCUCCUUCAAUGCAAAAUCUAAUAGAUAUAAUAAUAAUGCUAUGUAUGCGAUUAGCAGAUUAUAAUCCUGACUAUUCUUGGUACUGUAUUGGUUAUGCAAAAAAUAAAGGUGAGAAAUCAAUACUGGAUAAAUUUCCCUUCUUGUUAAAAAAUAAGGAUGGGAAUACUAAUAUUGCACCUCUUAAUCAAUUCUUAAGUCACCAUAGAAUUACCUCAUAUAUGUUAAAAAAAAUAGGUGCCGAUCAUGCUUCCAGAGUACAUAAAGAUAGAAAUGAUUCCUGCCAUCAAUAUUUACGGCAAUUGGCAUAUAGACAUAAAAUAGGUCAUACUUUAUUAGUUGAACAUUAUGGUGUAAUGAAUGACAGACCAAAUACCCCAUCACCUAAACAAGAAAAUAAGCCGGACCCAGAUUUAGAUUUAGACAAGGACUCAGAUGCGCUAACCAGAAAUGAAUCU
Dentiscutata erythropus is the source of this 725-nucleotide messenger RNA. The record is from the annotation of a GenBank genome assembly. Lineage: Eukaryota; Fungi; Glomeromycota; Glomeromycetes; Diversisporales; Gigasporaceae.